Cynara cardunculus var. scolymus (artichoke) is the source of this 1977-nucleotide messenger RNA. RefSeq lists its product as uncharacterized. Gene Ontology annotation, molecular function: microtubule binding. The record is from RefSeq and is a predicted model, not a curated record. The coding region runs from base 141 to 1886 and encodes 581 amino acids. The transcript is spliced from 8 exons. Lineage: Eukaryota; Viridiplantae; Streptophyta; Magnoliopsida; Asterales; Asteraceae.
UACGUUUUCAAUUCAAUGGUUUUGGAAAUUCCAUUUCUUCAUCUUCUUUCAAUUUCAUCUCUUUUUGCAUUUGUUCUUCGUCGUCUCAAUCGAGCUGUGUUCUUUAAAAAUUCAGUUGAACUGACUUAUUUAGGGCAACAAUGACUUGCGAGACGAAUGGUAUUGAAGAGGAUAACCUGCAACUCAUAGAUUUCUCGGAGGAAGAUGAUUACUUAAUCGCGUUUCCUUUUCGCGAUUCUCUCGAAGAUCUUCGACUUUCAGUAAGUUUUGAUGACGUGAAUGGAUUUGAUCAUACCAAGCUAUUUGGAGGUGCAAAUUCACAAGUAGUAGAGCGGAUUGAUCAUGUUCAAUCUGAAUCCAUGGAACCAAGAAGACCGAGCUUCUUGCGUAAAAGCUUAGCUUGGGAUAGUGCCUUCUUCACUAGUGCAGGUGUGUUGAAUCCUGAAGAGUUGUUUAUGAUAAAUAAAGGCUUCAAGAGAGCUGAAUCUAAUCAACCAUCAGAUGGUAAUGGAUUCUAUCUGGAGACUUUAGAAAGCGAUCUUUUCAAAUAUGUAAAGCCUAAUAAUAUCCACAAACUCAGCAAAAGAUCCAAAGUUGCAACCAACAUUGGUGGAUCAGAAUUCGGCCAACCAAAUGCACUCUCCAGCAAUAAGACGAAUAUUUGCUCUCAAAACAAGGUGAAAUCACUUCGAGCUCCGAAGAGCCAGAGCCUCAAUCCACAAGGAUCAAAGGGUAUGACAAAGACCAGUAUCACCGACCCCCAAAUUAUACAGGACAAGGUGUCAAGCCAAUCAAAACUCAUCUCAUCUAGACAGACUACUAAGGCAGCCAUUGAAGGAUCAGAUGACAUGAAAAUGGAAAACAAAACCAGAAAGGCUGGAUUGGUCCCAGAUUUGACAGCAUCCAAGAGGUCUCGAUGGGGAGACUUGUCUGGUCUUCCUAAGUCAACUUCUUUUACUUCUCCAACUACUGAAAAGGACUCAAAAGUUCAUCGCUCAUACGAUUCCUCUUCUAGUGCUUCAUCCUCCAAGCCUCUUAGAAGGAAAAUCAACCCCAGAAACACGAAACUACCUGCUUCCCCUUCAUCGGUCCAUUUUUCAUUGACAUCUAUCUGUUCUCCUGGCACAUCUCCUGCUAGCUCUAUUGAUGGAUGUGUCUCGGGACCUUUAUCUUCAACUUCUACUACUCAUCAAAAUUCUGCUAGUAGUUCUCACGAUGCCAUGCUGGCAUCAGAUUUUCAGAAUAAUCCGCUUACCCCUUCCCAUAAAUCGGAGGAAAGAAAGUUUGCUAGUGAAUAUGCCACAAGAGCAUCCAUAGGAACUACCCCAUCUUCUGGUGGACAAAAAAGAAAGAUCAAAUCUUCAGGUCUUAGAAUGCCAUCCCCAAAGAUUGGAUUCUUUGAUGAGGAGCAACCUUUGCAGCCAAGCUUGAGAAGAAUUACACAAGUCGAAUUUGGGGGACAGAGUCCUUCGCCUAACGAAAACAGAUUAAACAAAUUGCGGUCGUCUAAUCUUUCUCCUUGUGUUUCCACCGAGAUCUGCUCAAAAGUGAGAAAAAGUUCCAAUGGGGAACAUGAUGGAAGGAAAGUUAGUCCGAGUUAUAGCAAGGUGAAGGCAGAUGGGCAGAUAGCGAAAGAUAUACGAAAGAAGAAAAUGAAGAUGAAAGAUGAAGGUAUGAAGAAAAAGCAAGUAGAGGAAAGCCAAAAGGAGAAUGUGUAUAGCUUUGAAGAUGAAGUGAAUGGUUUAAGCAGGGAGUUGGAGGUGAUUGAUCUUGUUGAUAGGGAUGUGGUUUCAGAAGUCAAAGUUCAUGGCCAACUUUCUGUUCCUGGAACUCCUCAUCAUUGCUCAAGAACUCCAUUGAUUGAGAAGACAUUUGGUAAGCAAUAGAAUUGCAUUAAUAUCUUGGUUAUUCUGAUUCAUGAAUUUUGCUAUAUCUUUAUGCCUCAUUUACAGCAAAUAAUAUCAUGGUUUUGCUUGC